AUGGCUGAACGACCCCCCAAGAAUAUGCGCUCGCUCAAUCGGUACAUCACCACCCACAAUGCUGCCGGUGAAGCAAUCUUCUCUGAUUCCUUGUCCGAGGAAAUGCCCAUCCAGCAUAUGAAAGAUGGUGCAGACUUCGGCCUAGCUUAUACAUCCUCCCACUUCCCCGCUCAGCUUAGCGGGGACACCGAUAUCACCGAGUACACCUCAUACCUCACCAGCCCACCGGGCAUUACCAUCUCCACUGGAAACGUCUGCCGACUCGUGGACAUGCAACCUGGAGCUACCAGCCCUAUGCACCGAACCGUCUCGUUGGACUAUGGCGUCGUGUUGGAGGGAGAGGUGGAGCUUGUUCUGGACUCGGGCGAGACAAGACUGUUGAAGCGGGGUGAUGUUGCGGUGCAACGCGGAACCAACCAUGCUUGGCGCAAUGUUACACCUGACGUUGUUGACCCGGUUACUGGGGAGAAGACACCACAGUGGGCGCGCAUGCUCUAUGUGCUUGCCCCGGCAGAGGAUAUCCUGGUUGGCGAUAAAAAGCUGGGAGAGAAUGUGGAUGGUAUUGGUGUCCGGACCAGCACUUGA
Molecule: messenger RNA, 585 nt
Organism: Penicillium verhagenii
Lineage: Eukaryota; Fungi; Ascomycota; Eurotiomycetes; Eurotiales; Aspergillaceae
Product: cupin domain-containing protein
Exons: 1
Coding region: 1-585 (194 amino acids)
Source: RefSeq, a predicted model, not a curated record